UGUGCUGGCGGUGCGGAGUGGAGCCCAGGCGAGCCGAACCGGAGCUUCCCUCCCCCCCACCCCGUCUCCCGGAUUUAUUUAUCUCUGUCCCCAUCCCGGCUAUAAGUUGCGCCGAGCCCUGUGCCCACGAUGAAGCGACCUUGCGAGGAAACUACCUCAGACAGCGACAUGGACGAGACUAUAGACGUGGGGAGUGAAAACAACUACUCAGGGCAAAGUAAUAGCUCUGUCAUUCGAUCAAAUUCCCCAACAACAACAUCUCAGAUUAUGGCGAGAAAGAAAAGAAGAGGGAUUAUAGAGAAAAGGCGCCGUGAUCGUAUAAAUAACAGUUUAUCAGAGCUGAGGCGACUUGUGCCAACUGCUUUUGAAAAACAAGGAUCUGCCAAAUUAGAAAAAGCAGAAAUACUGCAAAUGACAGUGGAUCAUCUGAAGAUGCUGCAGGCGACGGGAGGUAAAGGUUAUUUUGAUGCUCAUUCCCUGGCCAUGGAUUUCAUGAGCAUUGGCUUCCGAGAGUGCUUGACAGAAGUGGCGCGGUACCUGACUUCAGUGGAAGGUCUCGACACAUCCGACCCCCUGCGUGUUAGACUCGUGUCUCACCUCAGCACCUGCGCCUCUCAGAGGGAAGCCGCCGCCAUGACCUCCUCCAUGGCCCAUCACCACCACCACCACCCCUUGCACCCUCACCACUGGGCAGCCGCCUUUCACCACCUCCCGGCCGCUUUGCUCCAGCCGAACGGACUCCACGGCUCGGAGGCCGCCCCGUGCAGACUCUCCUCGGACGUGCCCCCCCACGGCUCCGCCCUGCUCACCGCCACUUUCGCCCACGCCGACGCCGCCCUCAGAGUCCCCUCGGCGGGCAGCGUGGCACCCUGCGUCCCCCCUCUCUCCACCUCGCUCUUGUCCCUCUCCGCCACUGUUCACGCCGCCGCAGCGGCAGCCACAGCCGCUGCCCAGAGCUUCCCCCUCUCCUUCACCGGCGCCUUCCCUAUGCUUCCCCCCAGCGCCGCCGCUGCCGCCGUGGCUGCGGCGACCGCCAUCACCCCUCCGCUGGCCGUCUCGGCCACGGCCAGCCCGCAGCAGCCUGGCAGCGGGGCCGGCACUAAACCAUACAGACCUUGGGGGACAGAAGUUGGAGCCUUUUAGGUACCUCCUCUCCCCUCCCCGUCCGGCUCCCUCCUCUCCCUCAGCGCACGCACCCACCCCUGCGUUCACACACACACACACACACCGACACGCACACACGCACACACACACACACACCUCACUCUCCCCUCUCGAGCUUCCAGGACGGGAUGGGACAGGAUGGGAUGCAGCGUGUCCUCACUGCUCGGCCCGGCAAGAGGUGGCAGCAGGCCCCCUGUGGAAUGGCACACCGCUCCUUGUUGCAGGCAUGGAAGAGGACACAGGAUGGUUUCAGGAUGGUUUCUUCUUCUUCACAGUUUGUUUCGCUGGAGGCAGCUUGAGGAAGCGGCAAUGACUCUCAGACACAGCGUGACCGUGUUGGCAUGUAGAGGUUUCCUGGAAAAUACGUAGACGC
This is a messenger RNA of Calypte anna (Anna's hummingbird), 1537 nucleotides long. It is a transcript of the gene HEY2, whose product is annotated as hes related family bHLH transcription factor with YRPW motif 2. Gene Ontology annotation, molecular function: protein dimerization activity; RNA polymerase II cis-regulatory region sequence-specific DNA binding; DNA-binding transcription factor activity, RNA polymerase II-specific. Lineage: Eukaryota; Metazoa; Chordata; Aves; Apodiformes; Trochilidae. Gene Ontology annotation, biological process: regulation of neurogenesis; Notch signaling pathway; anterior/posterior pattern specification. The coding region runs from base 130 to 1143 and encodes 337 amino acids. The record is from RefSeq and is a predicted model, not a curated record. The transcript is spliced from 5 exons. Gene Ontology annotation, cellular component: nucleus.